Molecule: messenger RNA, 5572 nt
Organism: Gossypium arboreum
Lineage: Eukaryota; Viridiplantae; Streptophyta; Magnoliopsida; Malvales; Malvaceae
Exons: 18
Coding region: 395-4912 (1505 amino acids)
Biological process (GO): regulation of transcription by RNA polymerase II
Source: RefSeq, a predicted model, not a curated record
UUUCUGCCUGCAAAAAACGCGAAUCUUUCUCUCUCUUAUUUUUUUCCCUCCCCCCCCUUCUCACUCGCUAUCUUUCUCUCUCUUCGAAAUUCCCAAAAAGAAAAAAAAAGUUCGAAAAAAAACAAAAACAACGCAACACUUAAAAUCGGAUCCGAAACAAGACCCUAACCCUAGACGCGAGUUUAUCCUCUUUGUUUCCCUUUUCUAUGGCUAUUCCCCCUUCUUUUAUUUCUCCUUCGGAAUGACUGAUAGUGGAACUUGAUUUUUAGGGUUAGGGUUUUGUGUUUUCCAAGGGCUGGAGAUAGGAUUAGGGUUAGGGUUAGACCUAGGGUUCGAUUUUUUUUAUGGAAUACCAAGGGGUUGGUGGUACUGAUGCUUUUGGUUGUCGUUGGUGAUGACCGGAGCCCUAUGCCACCGGCAGAAGAAGAUGAUGGGUAGGGGUGCGGAUGGAGGUUGCGGCACCGAGGAGAGGCUUUGCCGCCCGAUUUCUGGGGUCUCCAGUCGGAGUCCGGUGAUCCAAUCUGAGACUUCCGAGAAGCAAUAUGAUGUUGGUGUCGAUUUCUUUUCUCAGGCACGGAAAGCCCUUUGCCAACGUUCCCCUUUUGAUGUCCCUGAAGGUGGUUCUGUGUCGGGGUUGAGUGUGCCAACACUGCCCAGUGGACUGGCUAGUUUGUUGAAGCAGACUGAUAGUAGGAAGAAGCAUAAGAAGUCGCAUUCGGGAGCAGAUAAGAAGUCUUCCAGGCAGGGGGAAAAGGCUCGAGAAGCCAGCAUUUGGGCUGAAACGGAAGUGUUUUUUCGGGACCUAGCAUUGCCGGAUAUUGAUGCUUUGUUUGAGAUUAUACCAUCCAGGUUUUUAGCUGCUAGGAAGAAGUGUUUUAUGAUUCCUUAUGUUGGAAAUGAGCUAACAGGGAAUUCAAAUUUGUAUGCUGAAGUGGAUGAGAAGGCGAGUGUGAGUAGUGGAGAGAAUUUUAAUGGUGUGAAUGCAAAUGGUAAUGUUGGUAAAGAAGGGAAGGAGGUCGUCAGGGUUGAGGAUGGGCACUUAAUGGAAAUUGAUAGCGUUGCAACGCAAGCUCAGUUUUCACCAAAGGAAACAGAAGGACACUUUUUUCCAGAUUCAACUAGUAGUUUAGAGUGGCUUUUAGGUUCUAGGAGUAGGAUAUUGUUAUCUUCAGAGCGGCCUUCAAAGAAGCGGAAGCUUGUUGGAGAAGAUGCUGGGCUGGAGAAAAUAUUAGUUGCUCGUCCAUGUGACGGGGAUUCAUCUUUAUGUCACUUUUGUUGCACUGGUGAUACUGGAAAAGGAUCAAACAGGUUAAUUGUUUGUAGUUCUUGCAAGGUCGCUGUUCAUCAGAAGUGCUAUGGUGUGCAAAAAGAUGUAGAUAGUUCUUGGCUCUGUUCUUGGUGUGAGCUGACAAAUGAUGGCGAUGGUACAGUGAAAUCUUGUGUACUUUGUCCGAAGCAGGGUGGUGCAUUAAAGCCUGUCCAAAAGAAUGAUGAAAAUGGUUCAUCUGUGGAGUUUGCUCACUUGUUUUGUUCAUACUGGAUGCCUGAGGUUUAUAUAGAAGACUUGAAAAAGAUGGAACCAAUUAUUAAUGCGGGAGGAAUAAAUGACACCAGAAAGAAAUUAGUCUGUAAUGUAUGCAAGGUGAAGAAUGGUGCGUGUGUUCGGUGCAGUCAUGGAACUUGCAGAACCUCAUUCCAUCCUAUAUGUGCAAGAGAAGCCAGGCAUAGAAUGGAAGUUUGGGGAAGAUUUGGGUGUGAUAAUAUUGAGUUACGGGCAUUUUGCUCUAAACAUUCAGAAAUCCAUGAUAACAGCAGUUCCCCACAACAUGGAGAACUUUGUGCUUCUGGCACAGACUCUUCUAUCACCAACCAACUUUCGCUGCAAUCUAUGGACAAUUCUCACAAUUCAAAAAUUAGCCAAAGUAAUGGAGAUAAAAUUGCAGUGGGCAUAGGUCUAGAUGAUAAAUCUGGUGAUGGUGAGUUGCAGGAGAUAGACGUGUCUGGUACCAGAUCAAAUGCCCAAGUUGCAUCAGAAUGUGGUGAGGCACAGCAUCUGGUUGAUGUGGGGUUGUUGGAGAGGACAAAUGAUGAUGAACAUAGCCCAUUUAGCUCUCUUAAUUUUGCAAUGAUUUUGAAGAAGGUAUUUGAUCCAGUCAUCCUUGGGUUGAUAGUUCUAUCAAUGUUUUUAAGUUUCCAGAUUGUUCUGUCUUACAAUCUACACAUGAUGCAGCUAAUUGACCGAGGGAAAGUCAAUGUAAAAGAUAUAGCAUCGGAGAUUGGAAUCUCAGCUGAUUCUUUGAGUGCUUCAUUAAAUAAUGAUAGCUUGGCACCUGACCUGCAAUGCAAAAUAGUGAAAUGGCUUAGUAAUCAUGCAUAUAUGGGCACUUCCCUGAAAAAUUUAAAAGUUAAUAUUAAGUCUUUGAUUUCAUCGAAGGAUGAGACUGAUGAGACUGGAACGGGUAUUUCUGACGAUAUAAUGGCCUCCAAGUCUGACAUAGCAGAUCUUGUAGCUGUCAAGCCUAUGCCUCCUUGGAGAAGAACCAAGAAUAAUGUGAGGAUUUUGAGGGAUAACAAAAUAUUAUGCUCCUCUGAUGAAACUACUGAUGAUAUUGGGGUAGUGAUGGAUGAAGUUAGGGUUGAUCUGCUUGCUAAGGAAGAAACAAAUGAUUUAAGUAAAAUAUCCAUUCUUGAUGCCACUGGAAGGAAUUCAGUCAACCCUGAUGUUUCCCAGCACUCUCCAGAGAGGCAUUUUCACACAUCUGAAGGAAAUUCAACUGAUCUCUUAAAUGACAGCCUUCAUGGAAAGAGUCAAUCAGAGAGGGCAAUGACUCCUGAGAAGAAAACAGAUCAAGGAAAUUCUAUUUGCUCGAUUGUUAAUCCAAUUAUCGCCAAUCUCAUAAGAACUGAAGAAUUUUCUAACUUCUACAUUCACCCGUAUACACAGAAGCAAUUGCUGCAGAUGCCCAAUGGGUUGCUUUGCAAGAAUAGAGUGGGUGAGUGUGAAGGCAGAAAGGACACAUUAAAUGAGUUCUAUGGUACAAAGGAGGGAGAUCUCUCUCGUCUGGUGGCAUCUUCAAAUGCUAGUGUUUGCUGCAGUCACGAAAGUGAACAUUCAAUGUGCAAUGAAAAGAGUUGUCUUGUUGAUGAUUUAGAGCUGUCAGUUAAGGCUAGGAAAUUGAGAGCUCUCCAAUUUUCUCCAGAGGAUGAAGUGGAAGGGGAAAUUAUAUUUUAUCAGCAUAGGUUACUGGGCAAUGCAGUUUCAAGAAACUAUGUUACCGAUAAUUUAGUUUCUAGGGUUGCUAAAAGUCUACCACAGGAGGUUGAAGCAUCAAGGAUAAAGAUAUGGGAUACUAUGCUUGUUAAUCGAUAUCUUUAUGAGCUAAGAGAAGCAAAGAAGCAGGGCCGUAAAGAGAGAAGACAUAAGGAGGCACAGGCAGUGUUGGCUGCUGCAACUGCUGCUGUAGCUGCUUCCUCCAGGAUUUCAUCGAGAAAAGAUGGCUUGGAAGAUUCUAGUCAUCAAGAGAAUGUAUUGAAGCUGAAUGCUUCUGUUGGAAGGGCCGGCAUUAACUCUCAGACAAGAGCAAAAGAUGCACUUUCUAGGAAUGCUGUCUCAAGGACUUCAUCUGAAAAGUACUCAGAUAUUGUUCAAUCAGUUACAGAUUUUUCUAAAGGACAUCCUAGGUCGUGCGAUAUCUGCAGGAGAUCUGAGACAGUACUGAAUCCUAUUUUAGUCUGUUCUGGCUGCAAGGUUGCAGUUCACUUGGAUUGCUAUCGCAACGUUAAAGAAUCUACAGGUCCUUGGCGCUGUGAAUUAUGUGAAGAACUGUUCUCAUCUAGAUCCUCCGGAGCUCCAUCUCUAAAUUUUUGGGAGAAGCCUUAUCCUGCUGCAGAAUGUGGCUUAUGUGGUGGUACUACUGGUGCUUUUAGGAAAUCUUUAGAUGGCCAGUGGGUACAUGCUUUCUGUGCUGAGUGGGUUCUUGAAUCAACAUUCAGAAGGGGACAAGUUAAUCCUGUUGAGGGAAUGCAUUUGUCUUCAAGGGGGGUUGACGUUUGUUGUAUAUGUGGUUGCAAGCGUGGUGCGUGCAUUAAGUGUGGUUAUGGUCACUGUCAGAUCACUUUCCAUCCCUCCUGUGCUAGAAGUGCUGGCUUCUGUAUGAAUGUGAAGCUUGGUGGUGGCAAAUUGCAUCACAAAGCUUAUUGUGAACAACACAGUGUGGAGCAGAGAGCAAAGGUUGAAACUCAUAAACAUGGAAUUGAGGAGUUGAAAAACAUGAAGCAAAUUCGGGUUGAACUGGAAAGAUUACGCCUUCUUUGUGAAAGAAUAAUCAAACGUGAAAAAUUGAAGCGAGAGUUGGUUCUUUGCUUACAUGAAAUACUUGCCUGUAAAAGAGAUCAUGUUACUCGUUCAGUGCUUGUUCAUAGUCCCUUUUUCCAUCCGGAUGUUAGCUCCGAAUCUGCAACAACUUCUCUCAAAGGCCAUACAGAUGAUAACAAAUCAUGCAGUGAAGCAAUGCGAUCUGAUGAUGUAACUGUGGACAGUACACUUUCAGUGAAGCACCAAGCAAAGGUUCCUGUGCCUGUGGACAAUUAUCAAAGAACUGAUAACAGCUCCACUUCCCAAAGCCUCUGUGUUCGGAAGCCAAAUGAGAGGGUGCCAUUUUCUGGGAAGCAAAUCCCACACAGAUAUUCUCUUGCAUCUCGUAAUGCUUUGGAUAAUGCAGAAUGGAACUCAAAAUCCAGGAAGCCAAUUGAAACAUUUGAAAAGGAGCUGGUAAUGACAUCGGAUGAAGCAUCAAUGAAGAAUUCACGGUUACCAAAAGGAUAUUGUUAUGUUCCUGUCGAUUGUCUUCCCAAGGAGAAGCACCUCACACAAGAUACCACUUCUGAUGGACAGUUGGAGCACAAUGGUUAGGCUUUGUCAAUACACCGGUUGUGGAUUGCCUUAUGGAAGGGUGACGGCCCAUCUGUGCCUAAUGUAACUGUUUUCCGUGCGGAACUGGAGGUGUAUGUUGAUGAAGGCAGUUGAGUGGCAGAAGCAGUGGUGAGAUGUUGAUUAGGGCCAGUGUGGCCUCAAUGCCAUAUGAGCCGCGUGAUGUGACUCGGGAUGGGGAAGUUUUGGCAUAUCAUUUGUUGUAUAUCUCACAAGAGUAACUGUACAGUGGGUGAGAAUUUCAUUCCAUCAAGGUUUGCCUAGAGGCUAGAAAAAAUUCAGUCUUGAAGGGUCGUUAGGGAUUGUGGGACAAAGGAAUGGAGAUUUGCUUAUUAAAAAGAAAAAGAAAAAAAAAAGAGAAAGGGUCCUACUGUGCGUGCUCUGAGUCUGAUGUAUAGUGUAGCUGUUGUACAUAUUUUUUUUCUUAACGUUAACCUGCCAAAGAAAUGUUGCUCAACCAGUGAUUUUGAUGCGUACAAAGGCAUCAUCUCGACUCUCGUUUCGUACUGUCUGCUCAGAUAUUAUAGAAGUUUAUCUUCCCAUGGAUUGUACGAGAUGACGACCACUAAUUUCAGAUCAAAUUAACUCUUCCUCGGUAAUUUUUAAUUUAUUUAAGUAUAUAGCAAAUGAAUUAUUAAAAGA